Durusdinium trenchii is the source of this 1026-nucleotide messenger RNA. NCBI's taxonomy places the organism in Eukaryota, Dinophyceae, Suessiales, Symbiodiniaceae. The record is from the annotation of a GenBank genome assembly.
UCGGAAGAUGCCUAGAUGUUGCGGAUGCCGAAGAUGCCACUCCCCACAGCAUGGUGUGUCAAGCAGGCGCAGCGCUGAAGAUGACAGAUCGCAUCCUUUGGGGUGAAAUUUGCAACCACCAGCAUGGCGGGAAGCCUACAGAUGAAGCUCGGAAGCGGCAAGAUGGUUACCUUGCAGUGAAUGUGGCAUCGGUGAUCGAGUUCGAUGCGGACCAUUUUGCUGAAGGAGACCACGUCGCAGUGAUCGAUUGCAUGACGUUUGUCCCUGAGUACAUUCCGGUGCUGAAGGCGUUGGAGAAGCAGCGGGACAGCAAUUUGCCUUUCGAGGGCGGAGCGUAUUUGAAUCUAUGCUCUUGGCACCGACCAGAUGUGAGCAACGUCCUCGGCGAGGACGACGUGCACAUGUCAAGACUACAAAGAAUGGUGGACAGCCUUAUCGCUGAAAGCACUUUGCAACCCUUCAUCGAGAUUCGUCGCGACGAACAUUUGGCAGACAGGUGCUCUGCAGAGAUCACAACGCUUCUGCAAAAGGCCACGUUGGACCCUGGUCAAUUGCGAAGCUUUAUCGAUGGCCUCCGCAAUCCCGUGCACCUGACCCAAGGAGCCCGGUGGUUGGAACUCCACCCAUCUUGGUUCUGUCAUACAAGAACCAUGCAAUCGAUGAGUUCCUUGUGGACUUGGUGACAGCCGAGCCACAUUUAGGAAGGAAACCUGACAUGAUCCGGAUUGGAGGUGGUGCUUCCCUGGAUCAACGCCUUUGGAAUUUCUCAGAGAGAAACUUGGGCCGGCAAGAUUGGGAGGUGGGGAAGCUUCGGCAACAUGUGCAUUGGCUCCAUGAUUUGUCCACUUCGUGCAAAGCGUUGUCGCAAAAAAGCUCCAGCUUCAGCGGCUACCAGGUCGACAUGUUCAAGGCCGCUUUUCCAUCUGAGAACGAGAAAGACGCCGAGAAGAGACGACGAAAAUGUGCUUAUGAAGCCACUGACCAGCUUCUCGCCAGAGCCUCAGCUUCCCGCAGUGGUUAUAUAGC